This is a messenger RNA of Debaryomyces fabryi, 201 nucleotides long. RefSeq lists its product as uncharacterized. Bases 1 to 201 code for a protein of 66 amino acids. The record is from RefSeq and is a predicted model, not a curated record. Lineage: Eukaryota; Fungi; Ascomycota; Pichiomycetes; Serinales; Debaryomycetaceae. The transcript has a single exon.
AUGGUUCAAUCCUUUGACUAUGGUGACAGUACGGGUAUCUUGACCGUAUAUAGUGGUACCUCAGGUGGCCCAUUUACUUACCAAUUCGAUAUUGGAAGUGGAUACGAUAAAUCAAUGAUAGAAAUUGUUGACCCUGACUUUGGUACUGGAAUUAUUAACAUUCCAGAAGGCGGUCUUAAAGACUCCUCUGAGUUGCAGUGA